CUAAGAUUUAGCGAAAGAUGUUAUGGAUAAGAUGGUGGUUAUGGUUGGCAAUGGCAACGACAACACAACACAACACAACACAGUUUAACAUUUUCGUGUCGUGUUGAGUUUGGUUUUAACGAUAAACCCUCCUUCAUGUUCUGUAACUCCCAAUGGCGGCGUUUGCUAAACCCUCUCAACUUCAUGCUCAAUUGGGUAAUCCUCUUCUUCCUCCUUCUACUUCGACCAACUUCAACCUCAAAACUCGCACUUUUACGCACAACCUGCACACCCUUCAUUCCCCUCUUAGAAAAGUUAAACAUGUUUGUGUUUCAAGUUCUUCCACUGCCACUACCUCCCUCAGCAACGACCACAGCCACAGCGCAAACUCUGAUAUUUCCCAACUGUGCCUUCUUGGGAACUUGGACCGUAGCAUGAGCUACUUAGACUCAAUGCACGAGCUUCGAAUUCCCGUUGAAGAUGAUACUUACGUUGCCUUGGUACGACUGUGUGAGUGGAAGGGAGCAAGGAAGGAAGGGUCACGUGUUUAUUCCUAUGUUUCCAAGUCCAUGACCCUUUUGAGUCUUCAACUGGGGAACGCGCUUUUGAGUAUGUUUGUGAGGUUUGGGAACUUGGUGGAUGCUUGGUAUGUUUUUGGGAGAAUGGAGAAAAGGAAUUUGUUCUCUUGGAAUGUUUUGGUUGGUGGGUAUGCUAAAGCUGGCUUCUUUGAUGAGGCUCUGGACCUCUAUCAUAGAAUGUUGUGGGUUGGUGAGAGGCCUGAUGUUUACACUUUCCCUUGCGUUUUGAGGACUUGUGGUGGCAUGCCUAACUUGAUGAGGGGUAGAGAGAUUCAUGUGCAUGUUUUAAGAUACGGGUUUGAGUCAGAUGUGGAUGUGCUUAAUGCAUUGAUAACUAUGUAUGUGAAAUGUGGGGAUGUAAGUACUGCCAGGUUGGUGUUCGACAAAAUGUCUAAUAGAGAUAGGAUUUCGUGGAAUGCCAUGAUUUCCGGGUAUUUUGAAAAUGGGGAGUGUCUGCAGGGAUUGAGAUUGUUCUGCAUGAUGAUAGAAUAUCCUGUUGAUCCAGAUUUGAUGACCAUGACCAGUGUGAUUACUGCAUGUGAGCUUCUGGGUGAUGAGAGAUUGGGGAGGGAAAUUCAUGGUUAUGUUCUGAGAAUGGGGUUCGGGAGUGACCCUUCAGUUCAUAAUUCGUUAAUUCAGAUGUACUCAUCAGUUGGGCAUAUUCAGGAAGCGGAAACAGUUUUCUCUCGAGCAGAAUGCAAAGAUGUGGUGUCAUGGACUGCAAUGAUAUCAGGUUACGAGAAUUGUUUGGUGCCUCAGAAAGCACUUGAGAUAUAUAAAAUGAUGGAAGCAGAAGGUAUCAUGCCAGAUGAAAUCACCAUUGCCAUUGCACUAUCUGCUUGUUCUAAUAUAUGCAAUUUAGACAUGGGGACAGACCUGCAUGAGACAGCCAAACAGACAGGGCUCAUCUCUCAUCUGAUAGUUGGAAACGCACUCAUUGACAUGUAUUCAAAGUGUAAAUCCAUUGACAAGGCUUUGGAGGUUUUCCACUCUACUCUUGACAAGAACAUUGUAUCUUGGACAUCGAUUAUCCUAGGUCUUAGGAUCAACAACCGGUGUUUUGAAGCUUUAUUUUACUUCAGGAAUAUGAUUCUUAGACUGAAGCCAAACUGUGUUACUUUAGUUUGUAUUCUGUCUGCAUGUGCUAGAAUAGGAGCUUUGACAUGUGGAAAAGAGAUUCAUGCCCAUGCAUUGAGAACUGGAGUAAGUUUUGAUGGCUUUAUGCCUAAUGCAAUUUUGGACAUGUAUGUGAGGUGUGGAAGAAUGGGAUAUGCGUGGAAACAAUUUUUCUCAGUUGAUCAUGAUGUUACUGCAUGGAACAUUUUGCUUACAGGAUAUGCUGAGCGUGGGAAAGGAGCACUUGCUUCUGAAGUUUUUCAGAGAAUGGUGGAAUCAAACAUCAAUCCUGAUGAAAUAACAUUUAUCUCCAUAUUAUGUGCUUGCAGCAGAUCAGGUAUGGUAGCCGAAGGCUUAGAAUAUUUUAACAGCAUGAAGUAUAAGUACUCUAUCACACCUAAUCUGAAACACCAUGCAUGUGUGGUUGAUUUACUUGGCCGUUCUGGGAAAUUGGAGGAAGCUUAUGAAUACAUACAGAAAAUGCCACUGAAACCAGACGCAGCAAUCUGGGGAGCUUUAUUAAAUGCAUGCAGGAUUCACCAUAAUGUUGAACUUGGGGAGCUUGCUGCAGAGAAUAUCUUUCAAUACGAUACAACAAGUGUUGGAUACUACAUUCUUCUCUCUAAUCUUUAUGCUGACAAUGGUAAAUGGGACAAGGUUGCAGAAGUAAGAAAAAUUAUGAGACAGAAUGGGCUAAUAGUAGAUGCUGGAUGCAGCUGGGUGGAAGUCAAGGGCACAGUGCAUGCUUUUCUCAGUGGUGAUAACUUUCACCCUCAAAUAAUGGAAAUAAAUGCACUUUUGGAGCGGUUUUAUAAGAAGAUGAAGGAAGCUGGUGUUGAAGGGCCAGAAAGCAGUCAUAUGAACAUAAUGGAAGUUUCUAAGGCUGACUUAUUUUGUGGGCACAGUGAGAGACUGGCCAUUGUGUUUGGACUUAUGAAUUCUGGUCCUGGGGUGCCUAUUUUGGUGACAAAGAAUCUGUACAUGUGCCAAAAUUGCCACAACAUUGUGAAAUUUAUCUCUAGGGAGGUUCGCAGAGAGAUUUCUGUGAGGGAUGCUGAACAAUUGCACCAUUUCAGGGGAGGCAUCUGCUCUUGCAUGAAUGAAGGAUACAGGAGUUAACCUGAUUACCAGGAAAACUGUAAGAUAUGUAGCAUCAUGAUCAAGAACUUGGUAUGGACUUUGCUUGGUUUCGGGCUUCAUGAGUUGUCUGCAGCCAACAAACGUUCAAAGCAUGCCUAUUGCUAAAGUACAAAAUUUUGUCUUGGAAAAAGGAAAAAUAAACCCUACUUGUUCCAAAAUUCAGGGGUGUUCAUAAGUAUAUUGUGGUAGCAGCAAUGCAGAUUGUGUUAGAAUCAAAGAUUCUCUGAACCCUUCAACGUCAUUAUGCUGGAUUUCUAGCUCAACUGUCAAGGUAAAGUGAUCUAUUCCACUGUCAGAUAUAAGAUGAUUGCUAGGCCUCCACCUAAUAGCUAUAGAUUUUAAGACAAUAGGUUCUUGACAGUAUUCAGCUAUAUAAUGUUCUUUCUGAAUAGAAUGAAAUACAAUGAGAUUAAAUAGUACAAGGUUUAGAUUUUAUCAUAACUAUACAAUGUUCUUUUUAAACAAAACUUUAUUAAAUCUUUUGACAGAUAUCUGUUUAGCAUAUGCAAUUUAUGAUUUGAUAAAAUACAGUGCUAUUUGGCCAAUAUAGGUGUCUCCACCCUCUGGUUAGGGCUUUCAUUUGAUACAUAUUCUCUAAUUUUAACAAACACAGUCUAACAAAAAGAAACCUACAUGUAUACGUAUAAUAAAACACUGAAACUUAAAAUUUGAUAUCCAAACAGUGUUGAACAUAUAAACAUUUAAAAAAAAGAAUAGUCUAGGAAAAGUUCGCUAAACAAUAUAAUAAAACUUACAAACACUUUUAUAAAAUGAGCAUUUAACAUUUUAUAUCGUCUAAAGAUUAUAUAUUAAACGUUUUGCUUCCUAAACGAUGCUUCUAUCAACAAGCUGGCGUAUGCUAAAAUGUUUUCAACACGCAAUUUGCUUAAACGAUUACCAAUGUUUAAAACAUUUGUUACAUGUACGAAAAGUACCUCUUUGCUUGUAUGUUUUGUUUUCUUUAUCUGUGCAGAUCAUGAAGGUACAAGAAUUUACUCAAAUUCCUGCACAAAAUCGAUAAAGACGUUAAGAGAUAGGAAGACAUUCUGAGAAUGUUUCCUUAAAGCUUCAAGCUCUACAAAAUCGUACAAACUACUUUUGUCAAAGUUAUGAUAAAUCACUAUAAACGUAGACCUAAGUCUGACUACCUACCUAAAAAGACUACAAAGUCUUCAUGGAAGCCAACUAUCAAUGUAACAGAUCUUUCUCGAAGAAUGUUAUUUAUAGAUUAUUGUAUGAAGAGAAGACAAGAAAUAUACAUGCAUAUAAACAAGCUUGUUAUUACGCUGUCUCUCUUUCUUUAUGUCUAACGCUUUCGUUUAAAGAGA
Messenger RNA from Vigna angularis (adzuki bean), 4141 nucleotides. Its product is annotated as pentatricopeptide repeat-containing protein At1g15510, chloroplastic. Gene Ontology annotation, molecular function: RNA binding; protein binding; zinc ion binding. The transcript is spliced from 2 exons. Gene Ontology annotation, biological process: RNA modification. NCBI's taxonomy places the organism in Eukaryota, Viridiplantae, Streptophyta, Magnoliopsida, Fabales, Fabaceae. The record is from RefSeq and is a predicted model, not a curated record. Bases 153 to 2792 code for a protein of 879 amino acids.